AUGAAAAACUCGUUUGCGUAUUAUUUUACCGUCCGACGUGUUCAAGGAAAACGAGUAGAAUUCGGUUUGUUGUGUUCCUGGGUAUCCGUUUUGUAUUUACAUCAGAACUAUUCACAUUUACUGCAGUUAGCUCGUACCUAUGUAGUACCGAGAGACGAUUUGCACCUGAAACACAAUCACUGUGCUUCGAUAUUAUUUCGAGUUUUUAUUAAAAAGUCGUGUACAAACUUUGAAUAAAAAUGCCGGAAUACCACGUUAUACCGAACGAAGAAGAAGUGAAAAGAUUAAAGAAAGAGUAUGGCUUGACAAAAGAUCAAAUCACUAAAGACGUAGCCACGGUCAGGAGUUGGAUGCUAACACAACCUCAUUUACCGAAGCUUCCAGAAUCAAAAAAUGAUGAAAUAGAUUUUUGGAUCGAAGGAUUUUUACGACUGACGAAAAAUAAUCUGGAAAAAACAAAACUAGGGGUGGAGAGUCAUUUUCGCCUGAAAACGUUGUUUCCACAGGUCUACGAUGUGUGCGAUUUACCGAAUUAUGUGGAAAGUGAUUUGUUUGAAUAUUUGACCAUGGUCAUGUUUCCCAAACACACGCCCGACGGGCUUAAAAUAAUGUAUUACAAUUUCAACGAUAGCAAUUCACAUUUGUUCCGGCCGAUCGAGAUAUACAAGAGAAUGCGUUUGAUGUUGGAUAUCUAUCAGAAGAAAGGCAUCGAUUUUACUGGCAUACACGUUUUGAUCGACACGAGGCACAUUACGUUGUCACACAUAAGUCAGUUUGACUUGUUUCAGCUGAAGAAUCUCAUUAAACACGCACAGAAAGCAUAUCCAUUGCGUCUGAAGCACACUCAUAUUUUGUUCCCGCCAAGUUUUAUUGACGUAGCCAAAAAUAUUUUAAAACCGUUUGUGUCGAAAAAAAUGUUUGCCAGAUUAUCUUUCCACAAGAACCUCGAUACUCUCUGGGAACACAUACCAAGAGAUGUACUUCCCGUCGAAUACGGAGGAUAUUGUGGCAAUUUGGACGUGAUCAGAGAGGAAUGGAAAACGCUGAUAUUGAAGAACAACGAUUGGUUUUUGUCCAACGUAAGUUAUAAAUCAGACGAGUCGAAAAGGCUGAAAAAGAAAAAAUCAUUUUCAUACGAAAAAUUGUCUUUUAAGACUUUGAUUUUGGACUAAAAAUUUGUGAUGGUAAGAAUGCGCCCUGAAAAUCCACCGGAGACUGACACUUACUACUUCGAUGAUUUGCGACAGUUUCAGACCCAUUUUGACCGUCAACCGGUCAGAGUUGUUGCCGACGGGU
Molecule: messenger RNA, 1296 nt
Organism: Myzus persicae (green peach aphid)
Lineage: Eukaryota; Metazoa; Arthropoda; Insecta; Hemiptera; Aphididae
Product: alpha-tocopherol transfer protein-like
Exons: 8
Coding region: 240-1172 (310 amino acids)
Cellular component (GO): membrane
Molecular function (GO): phosphatidylinositol bisphosphate binding
Source: RefSeq, a predicted model, not a curated record